ACCUAAGUACAAUGUUUUUAAUUUACCUAUAUCCAAUAAGCAUCGGGCUUAUUUUGUUUUAAAUUAUUUUUGACGAUACUAUUAUCAAGUAUCGUAAUUUCAAUAGCAUGCUUGUUAAUUUGCUCUUAAUUUUCUGAUUAUUUCAAGUCAAUAGAGCUAUCAAGGGUCACAAAACUAGGUGUGACAUAGUGACAGAUUUCCUAUAUAGGUCAGGUCGACCCCUAUUGGAUUCAAUCGUUAUUAUGUUGGUCUAUUUCAAAAUACGAGAUUUAUACAUGACUCUUCCGAAUGUUUAAUUUUAUGUUACAAUAUCUUCAUUUACCAUGUAAACAGAACUCAAAUUAAGGUGGUCCUGAAAUAGUUAAGUAUUUGGUUACCUUACGUUGUCUCUACAGAGGAACUUCCCUAAACUAAUUUAUUUUAAUACGAAAUGAAAGCCCUUUUUAAGGACUGCAUGACGAUGUACACUAUUCAAUGCAACUAGAAUAUCAAUAAAUGGAAUUAAAAAAAUAAAAUAAUGAACCGUAAAUAUCUGAAGUUCGAGAGUUCCGGGGUUUUACCGGAAAGUCUUCAGAACUUUUGUAAAUGAAGAUGACCCAGGCCAAACAUUUCUCAUAUGCAAAUAUGCAGUAGGCAUUAUCAAACACUGUUUGCACACUGACAAUGCAUUCGCAAACAUGUAGAUUCUCAAAAGUUUCGAGUAGGUGAUCAAAACAGUGUAAUUUCGUUCUGGAUGCACAGUUAAGAAUACACUGUAAGUGUUAUUAAAAUUCAUCAUUAAAUUAGCGAUAUAACUGACAGCCCCUUUAUCAAGGAUCAAUCAAGCCCGUCAGCUGUUACAACAAUAUCAAAAAUCAAAUCCCUUCUAUCUAUAAUCAAACUCAUUAGAACCGCCUAAUCACGUAUCGCCGUAACGAUGACGAUAAAAUUCAUAAUCGGUAAUCAUCAGCCAUGAAGACUCCUAUAAUUGUCUCGACGAUUUAUUAUUUAACAACCAUUGUUUGUGCAAUUCACCAUUUCCGUUUGGUUGCAGCACUCAAUACAAUGGUGUACCAAUGCGCUGUGCACUAGAGGCAUUGUGUUGCCACUAACAUUCGUUCUGCAGCCAGCACUGAGGCGCUCCAAUGCAUUUUUGGAUAGACAAACGCAGCCAGUGCGCGUACACCGGCCGUCAUCGUGUUCCAUCCUCACUUUCUGCUGGGCGCGCGCGGGGCCGCGUGUGCGCGGGCGGGGGCGGCCGCAAGGGCAUGGCCGCGCCCGUGCACCGCUUCGCCGCCGUCGACUGCCCGCCGCGCCGCCCGCACCGCACGCUCCGACACUAUGGGCCGCCUCCGAUGCCGGCGGUGCACGCAGCGCGUCGCCAGAACGACGAGCCGAGCCUGUACGUGGAGAUCCCGGCGGAGCCCCCGCAGCCCACCAUCGCCAGCCUGGCGGCCGCGCGCUCCGUCACCCCGGACACCUUACUCCGGACCGCAGCCCUAGGCCUCCACCACUCGCCCAUGAUGGCCCCGCACCUCAAGUUCGGCAUGCUGGUCUCCUUCGCUCUCGCCACCGUGUUUUUAGCUGGAGCUAAGUACUAUUUUGAUCGUCAGGUGCUCCGCGAGCGCGGCGGCGGCGGCGCGGGGGGCGGCGGCGAGGCCAGCGUGGUGUGCGCGGCGGUGGCGUGCGUGUGCGGCGUGGGCUGCGCGCUGUCGCUGUGUCGCGCGCGCCCGCCGCCGCCGCUGCCGCCGGACCGCGUGUCCUCCACCGCGCAGCGGGACCGACUCCCCCCACCCCCAUCGGAGCCCUCGGACGACAUCUCGCUGGCGACGCUGCUGCAGUCGUCGGAGCGCUCGGGCUCCGGGCGCGGCGCGGAGGGCGGCGGCGGGGCGGAGGCGCCGCCCCCGUACAAGAUCGCGGUGCUGAUGCCGGGCCGCGCCGCCAGCCCGCCGCCGCCCGCCUACAGCGAGCUCAGCUAGCCCGCCGCGCCCGUGACCAGGGAGUUCAUCAUCUAGGCGCCCACCCGGGUAAGGUGCACUCGCUCACACGCUUCCACGACACAACACUACUAUAUGAUUCGAGCGUUUUUAUAAUUCCGUUUGUAGUCAUUUUAAUUCUCUGGCAACACCUAGUCUUGUCAUAAGUGUUGCCAGUUUUAUAAAAUUUGUAAGUUUUGGUAGUUUAUAUUUUUGGCAAGCAAAGAGGGUCGCUCUUGGCAGCGAUAAUAUACAAUACAAAGGCGGCGUUCGAUGUAGAUUUUGUACUGAAUAAGACUAUUGUUUUCCAAAUAUGAGGAUAAAUAUAAUUUUGCGAAUAUUUGUAUGGCUUCCAUAAUUUUAAUGAGGAUAUAUUUUUAGGUAGCUAUGGUGAUUGAGCCAGUUUUUUUCCAACGCGGAAUUUAGCAUUUUACUUUGGAUAGUGAUCCAGACCAGCCCUUACCCAGUAGAGUAGGCUAACCUAUGUGAACUGACCCUGAGUCACGUACAUCAUCACAAAUGAACUUAUAAUCACCAUCACCUUUACAAUUUCUCCCACCAUUUCCCAAUAUUCCAAGUUUUUGAUCCCUACCAGAUAUUGUAAAAGAAAUUAAACAUUUUAGCACCGUUUAACACUUUAUAUGGCAAUGGUAGUAUUUUUAACGACAAAAUAUGUCAAUCAGAACUUAGAUAUUAAAUAAGACAAAUAUCUGUUUCAAUAAUAUUUAAUGGAGAAUUUUAAAAGAAUUGCUAACUUUAUUAAUUUAAAAGCCUCAAUUAGUCUGUGUUUUUAUAUAAUGGCUGAUAAAAUAUAUGUCUUAGCUGCAUGGGUUGCAACAUUUAAAAUUCUCCAGAAAAUGGAUAAAACGAGUAAUCGAUAACCAAAAUACAUAAAUGGAAAUCAUUUAACAAAUGAUUGUAUUUCAACGUGAACAUUUCUUGGAGAUUGAUGGAGACAAUUGUGGAAACCAAGACUAGUCAACAAUUGUUGUAAGGAACAAGAAACUUAACGUAAAUCUGUCCGUAACUUGACCGAUCUCGAUGUAAUGAAAGUCAUUAUAUAGAUGUAUUUUAGGAGUUUUACCAAUCAUCACGCUAUAGUAAGGUUUAAAUGUAAAUAACAAUAAAUACGGUGUUCAAUAAACGAAAAAAAAAAAAUUGAAAUAUUUUUAGAUGUCUCGAAACUAGUUUUGUAUCGCAUAUAACGGAUAGAGAGAUAAUCUUAAACCCCAUUUAUUAUUAUAUGUUUAGAAUAGUACUAUACAGCGUGUUAACAAAAGGCUAAAACAGGAAAUAUUUUACAUACGAUUCUGACACUAAUAAAACAAUAUACAGUUGAAAACUUUUAACAAAAUAUGGAAAACCAGUGCAGUAAUCUGCACUAUGUCCUAAACUAUACUGGUGUCUGCAGCCAGAGAUUUUUACUGUUACUUUAAGCCUUUUUUUAUUAACACGCUGUAUAUAGUUUAUAGUAUAGUAUGUCUGUGGUGAAUAAACAUGUAUUUAUUAUACAGGCUGAUACUGUUUGCCUACAGGCGUUCUAAUUUUAUUGCUAAAUAAUAAGGCCAUUAUUUGCUAAGUCAAACGUCCUGUAUAGCGGGGACCAUUUGGUCUCCGCGAUUAGUUUGUAAAUUAGGACAUCUGUAGCCAUUAAUACUGGUAAAUGAGAAUAUUAAUUGUACUGUCAGCAGAGGAAGAGGUAAAACGAAAAAAGAAGAGUCACACGAAUGUAUACCAAUGAUAUUUUAAUGUAUUUUAUGCUGACGGUACAAAAUUUACCAUGUUAAAAAAUGGGUUGCCAGACAUUGGCUGAAGUAUUGCCAGACCUAAAUAACUUUACAAGUAGGUUUUAAAAAAUGUUAACGCACUUUUUCAUCACUAAAACUGUUUGAUAAACACAACUUAAAACCUAAGUCAGUUUUAUAGUACCGUGGUUUAAAUAGAAAACAAUACUUUUAAGAUGCAUUUCUUACACCAUUCCAAUAUUUUUAAUCUGGCAACCUACCGUAAAAGUCAUGAAAAACUUAUCGGUGUUACCUUGUAAGGGGUUUUCCGUUGAAAACUUGAAACAUACCGAAUACGAAUAAUUUUAAAACCUUACUGAAUGGUGAAUUGAUAAUGAAAGCGGUGUACAAGUACUCGUUUCUUUGGAAAAUAUUAAAAAUCAUUUAAUAUGGAUAUUUUCGCUGGACUAUUAACGCACAAAGGUAUUUCUGUUGCAAAGAAAAUGUAUCAAUUAAAAGAAUUUAUUUUCAACAGAGCAAAAAUAAUUUCAAGCUAAAUCUGUUGGAGUUGUGAAAGCGAGAAGCCGAACUAUACCGUUGUCUCACUUCCACUUUGUCCAAUUGUCAAUUGACCAUCACAUUAUACAUUCCCAAUUGCUAUAAUUUGAAUGCCAAUAAAAAAAAUGAUUUUUAAGCUCCAAAGAGGUCCAAUCCACUGUAUUUUUAAUAUUCUCGUUUAGAAACACGAACAGUCACUGCUAAUAAUAAUAAGUCUAGUCAUAUUAGCUCUAAUGAAUGUGAUGUAAAUUAGUUGGAGGUUUCGAUUUGUUGGCGUUUGCAAUAUGUUUUACAAUGUGUUCCUUUUAUAGAAAAGGACUGAUCAGUUCGUCUUUUAUAACAGACGCUUCGUUAUUAAAGAUUGUAUAACUGUGGU
Trichoplusia ni (cabbage looper) is the source of this 4613-nucleotide messenger RNA. RefSeq lists its product as uncharacterized. Lineage: Eukaryota; Metazoa; Arthropoda; Insecta; Lepidoptera; Noctuidae. The transcript has 5 exons. The record is from RefSeq and is a predicted model, not a curated record. The coding region runs from base 1125 to 1958 and encodes 277 amino acids.